Messenger RNA from Nematostella vectensis (starlet sea anemone), 4266 nucleotides. RefSeq names its product pyruvate carboxylase, mitochondrial. NCBI's taxonomy places the organism in Eukaryota, Metazoa, Cnidaria, Anthozoa, Actiniaria, Edwardsiidae. Gene Ontology annotation, biological process: pyruvate metabolic process; gluconeogenesis. Gene Ontology annotation, molecular function: ATP binding; metal ion binding; pyruvate carboxylase activity. The record is from RefSeq and is a predicted model, not a curated record. Gene Ontology annotation, cellular component: cytoplasm. Bases 284 to 3886 code for a protein of 1200 amino acids. The transcript is spliced from 17 exons.
ACCCGCUCGCAGGCGUAAGCUGGUCGAAGGUCAUCGCGUGGAACAGGGACCGGUUCGAUUCUAGGUUCAUUCUUUUCGGGUCCAGCAAAGGACACCGUUUUUGCAUGGUUCAAAUACGGGGUCCUGCUCUUGCUUGAUUUGAAACCAUUGAUUUCCUGCCUACAGUUUGUCAAGGAUCUUAUUCAGUUUCAAAUGCAGUGACUGAAGCAGAAUCACAUUUCAUCUUCACCUGGGUAGACCAAAUUUCGUUACAAAUUUGUCUUCUUUUACAGAAUAAUACACUAUGCUUCGUAUUAGUGCAGCUUCUGCCAAGCGCAUAGCCCAACAGCAAUUCUCUCGCCCUGCUGGGAUCCAAACCACAUGCCGGUACAUCCAUGCUGCUAACACACUACGUCAGGAUGCAAAAAAGAGAGACCCUCCCAAACAUGAGAUCAAAAAGAUCCUGGUUGCAAACCGCGGAGAAAUCGCAAUCCGUGUGUUCCGUGCCGCAACAGAGGCUGGUAUAAGGACCGUUGCUAUCUACUCGGAACAGGAUGCCAACCACAUGCACAGGCAGAAAGCAGAUGAGGCGUAUCUUGUCGGGAAGGGGAUGCCACCAGUUGCUGCUUACUUGAACAUUCCUGAGAUUAUACGGAUUGCUAAGGAGCGGGAGUGUGAUGCUAUCCAUCCAGGAUAUGGCUUCUUAUCAGAGCGAGCAGACUUCGCACACGCCUGCACCAAAAGCGGAGUCAUCUUCAUUGGUCCCUCACCACAGGUAGUCCACAUGAUGGGUGACAAGCUGGAGGCUCGUAAGAUGGCAAUAAAUUCAGGGGUGCCUGUGGUGCCAGGAACUGAGAAUCCAAUCAGGACGGCAGAAGAAGCCAAGCAGUUCUGUGAAGAGCAUGGGCUUCCUGUCAUUACUAAGGCAGCCUACGGAGGUGGAGGGCGUGGUAUGAGGGUUAUAUGGAAGAUGGAAGACGUGGAAGAAUUCUUCAACCUUGCAAGUAAUGAGGCAUAUGCAGCAUUUGGUGACGGCUCAAUGUUUAUUGAGAAAUUUAUUGAGAAACCAAGGCAUAUUGAAGUCCAAGUGAUGGGUGAUAAUUAUGGCGAUGUAGUGCAUCUGUUUGAGCGAGACUGCUCAGUCCAGCGUCGACAUCAGAAGGUCAUUGAGAUCGCUCCAGCUCCUCACCUUGAUGACGCCAUCAGGCAGACUCUGACUGAGGAUGCUGUGCGGCUGUGCAAGGCUGUCGGGUAUUCUAAUGCUGGAACAGUGGAGUUCUUACUGGAUCAGGAAGGGAACCAUUACUUCAUUGAAGUAAAUGCUAGACUGCAGGUUGAGCACACAGUCACAGAGGAGAUCACAGGUGUUGACCUGGUUCGUGCACAGAUAGGCGUGGCUGAAGGGAAGACACUUGGUGAACUUGGACUGGUCCAGGAUAACAUCAAGAUCACAGGUGCUGCCAUCCAGGCUCGAGUCACCACCGAGGAUCCUGCCAACAACUUCACGCCUGAUACGGGCAGGAUCGAGGUGUUCCGUAGCGGUGAGGGCAUGGGCAUCCGGUUGGAUGGCUCUUCUGCUUUCGCUGGUGCCGUCAUCUCGCCUCAUUAUGAUUCACUGCUUACCAAAGUCAUUGCACAUGCAAAUAGCCAUCGGGAAGCUGCCACCAAGCUUCAUCGCUCACUGAGAGAAUUUAGAGUUAGAGGCGUCAAGACCAAUACAGAAUUCAUCCGCAACGUCCUCCAGCACAAAGACUUCCUGGACGGUCACGUGACCACCGACUUCAUCCUUGAAAAUCCAGACAUGCUUAAAGUUGGCAAGGGACAGAACCGUGCCCAAAAGCUACUCAAACAUAUUGGCAACAUUAUGGUCAAUGGACCUGUUACUCUUGGGGCGACUGGACUAAAGCCUUCACGAAUCGACCCCAAGGUCCCAGAGGUACCGGUACAGAACUCUCCGUCGUAUAUUCGUCCCAGUGGAUUUAGGGAUCUUUAUCUGCAUAAAGGUCCUCAAGGCUUUGCCUCAGCCGUCCGAAAAUUGGACCGUCUACUGAUAACGGACACGACAUUCCGUGACGCACAUCAGUCGCUCCUUGCCACUCGUGUUCGGACACACGACAUGGUGAAGAUCGCACCUUUCGUCUCGCACUACUUCGCUAACGCCUUUAGCUUGGAAUGCUGGGGAGGUGCCACGUUCGACGUUGCCUUACGAUUUCUGUACGAGUGUCCCUGGGACCGACUGACAGAGCUUCGAGAGCAGAUUCCCAACAUUCCGUUCCAGAUGCUCCUCCGCGGCGCAAAUGCUGUCGGGUACACCAGCUACCCUGACAACGUGGUCUAUCAGUUCUGUCAAAAAGCCACAGACCGAGGCAUGGACAUUUUCCGAGUUUUUGAUUCCCUGAAUUAUUUACCCAACUUACAGUUGGGAAUCGACGCCGCAGGCCAGGCCGGUGCUAUCGUCGAGGCUGCCAUCUCGUACACUGGAGACGUCACAGACCCCUCCCGCACAAAGUACAACAUCGAUUAUUACAUGGAUCUUGCGUCAAAACUUGCCAAGUCGGGCACCCACAUCCUCUGCAUUAAGGACAUGGCCGGUCUGCUCAAGCCCAAAGCUGCCACUCUCCUGAUUGGCUCCCUGCGUGCCCAGUUCCCUAAACUCCCGAUCCACGUGCAUACCCAUGAUACCGCGGGGGCAGGAGUGGCGUCUAUGUUGGCCGCGGCGGAGGCUGGUGCCGAUGUCGUGGACGUCGCCGUUGACUCAAUGUCUGGUAUGACGUCACAGCCUAGUAUGGGAGCUGUUGUUGCCGCUCUGGAGGGCACGGAACUCGAAACAGGUAUUGCUAUGCAAUCCGUACACGAUUACAGUGCCUACUGGGAGCAAGCUCGACUUUUAUACGCGCCAUUCGAAAGCACAGUGACAAUGAAGAGCGGUAACUCCGACGUGUACGAAAACGAGAUUCCGGGCGGACAGUACACCAACCUACACUUCCAGGCAUAUAGUCUCGGCCUGUCGGACCAGUUUUCCGACAUCAAAAAGAAAUAUGCCACAGCAAACAAACUUCUUGGUGACGUCGUAAAGGUAACGCCCACGUCAAAGGUGGUGGGUGACUUGGCGCAGUUCAUGGUUCAGAACAAUCUGGACGAGAGAGACGUGCUGGAGAAAGCUGAUGAGCUGGACUUCCCUUCCUCCGUAGUCGAGUUUAUGCAAGGCUACUUGGGAGAGCCCCACGGGGGAUUCCCUGAGCCACUUAGAUCAAAGAUUAUCAAGGAUAAGCCGACUAUCAAAGGAAGACCAGGAGAAACGCUUCCUCCAUUCGAUUUCGAAACUCUUGAGACCAAGCUGAAGGAAGAAUUUGGCGAUCAUAGCAUCCGUGAUGUGGACGUGUUGAGCGCUGCGCUUUAUCCCAAGGUGUUUCAUGACUACAUGGUGUUCAAGAAAGAAUUCGGGCCCGUCGAGGGGCUACCCACGAGGCUGUUCUUAAACGGACCAGAGAUCGGAGAGGAAUUCCAAGUCCAACUUGAGGCCGGUAAAGUACUGCACCUGAAGGUCUUAGCAGUGGGAGAUCUCUUGCCUAAUGGCAAUAGAGAGGUGUUUUGUGAGAUGAACGGCCAGCUCAGAUCCGUCAUGAUCCAUGAUAAGGGCGCUACUAAGACCCUGACUCUUCACCCUAAGGCCGACAAGGGCGUCAAGGGUUCCGUAGGCGCUCCCAUGCCCGGCAAAGUUGUAGGCGUUCGCGUCAAAGAGAACGAAGUCGUCAAGAAAGGCAUGCCUUUGGUCGUACUAAGCGCGAUGAAGAUGGAGACGAACGUCAGCGCUCCAAUCGAUGGCAUCGUGAAAAAGAUAUCAGUGUCUCUAAACAGUAACGUGGAGGCCGGAGAUCUUUUGAUUGACAUUGAACCUGAGCAGUAAUCCGUCUGACCCUAGAUAAAAUCAUCGUCCUUCCCUUCUUCUCUUGCCUUUUCCUUAAGGAAGGAAUAGACUGGAGGGAACUGCUGGUGACAAUGGCACUGUAUGUAAGGCAUUGGGGUGUUAAAGUGCUGUUUAAUCUUCAGCUUCACGUUUAGAGAAAAGUUGGGCGAUGUUAAACAGUAGAAUAUUCCUCUUAGGCGUUUCGUAAGACAAAUAUUUAUGUUAACUAGCACUGAAUCCCUCUAGAAGAUUUAGAAUCUUCCUGUUAAUGGUAUAAUAUAUUUUUUGGUAAUUUGGUAAAAACAACAUCGGAGAAGCACUGGGAAAUAUACGUACACAAUGCAUGUAUUUAACAAAGAAAAAUAAAGAAAUGAAAUACU